Hemiscyllium ocellatum (epaulette shark) is the source of this 1013-nucleotide messenger RNA. RefSeq lists its product as uncharacterized. The transcript is spliced from 3 exons. Bases 58 to 999 code for a protein of 313 amino acids. The record is from RefSeq and is a predicted model, not a curated record. NCBI's taxonomy places the organism in Eukaryota, Metazoa, Chordata, Chondrichthyes, Orectolobiformes, Hemiscylliidae.
AAUGACCAGUGUUCAAAUAUUAAUGAUCCUUAUUGUAAAGACCUCAAAAUUUCAACAAUGCAUUCACCAACUUUGUCAAUGAACAACAGGAAAGACUGUCAAAAGCCUCAAAAUCAAGAAGCAUCAGUUGAUGCCUCAGCAUGUGAUAAUCUGCUUUCCAGUGGCACUAACCGCACAAGUGAAUGUAAUUGCGACAAACAAGGGGUUAAAUGCUUUAAGUUAAGUGAAUUCUCUGCUGAUACUGAAGGGAGUGAAAUUAGUUCUUCCAUUUUACACUUGAAUUGUGGCAUAUCUUCCUCUGCUGUGGAUGAAACUAUGGCAUAUCAGUGUUUUUCAGAUGCUGGUGUGCAGAACACUACAGGUUUGUUUCUCAACCAAAUGACUCUUCCAGAUAUCAUUUCAAACCCAAGUCCCAAUAAUGAAACAACAGAACAGAUUAAAAGUCUUGAUCUGAAAGGAUCACAGCAACAAGCAAAAGAUUUGGAAACUGAAAGCAACACUGGAGAGACCCUCAAUUUCCCUGAAUUUCAAUUUCAGGGGAAGUCGAAUCAUAAGGACUUGACAGAUACAUUAAAAGAAAAAUUACUUCAGAGUACCUCUGUUCAGUCCAGCAAUAUUUCAGUAGAGCACAAUUCUGUUCCUACUUUCCAAGAGUCUAUCAACCAAGAUAUAAUCAAUAAUGGAGCAACUGGCUAUGCAGAUGAUAACCAAUGUACAGAUUUAAAUUCUCAACACCUGCAGGCAGUGGAAAAAGUGCAGAAACUUAUUGUCCAAGCCCAUUGUGAACAUCUAGAAGACAUGCUGGGUCUUUUUGAAAAGGAAGAAUGUCUGCUGAACAAACUAAGUAUGCUGGAUUUCAAAGAUUAUAUGACACAACUGGAAGAGAUCCUGAUGCAAAAAAACAAAUGCAUUGAGCGCAUGCAAGGACAAAUCCAAAAGUACCUAAUUCAUACUAGCACAGUUUGUAACAACUCAAACACCAAGUCAUCUGUAUCUUAGCUUUAGUGUAAGUU